Molecule: messenger RNA, 2971 nt
Organism: Cyprinus carpio (common carp)
Lineage: Eukaryota; Metazoa; Chordata; Actinopteri; Cypriniformes; Cyprinidae
Product: protein NLRC3-like
Exons: 6
Coding region: 76-2457 (793 amino acids)
Source: RefSeq, a predicted model, not a curated record
GCAGGUAGAACAGGUAACGCGUCUUUCUGCUUCAGGAAACACUUCAGAUCGAAAACAACAACUGAAACUUCAUCGAUGAGAAGACACCAUGAAAUAUCAUUCUUCACGGCCUCUUUUCAGUCUGUCAUUAUGGAGAUCAGAGAGAGAUCUUCAUCUCCAGAUCACACCAGAGAGACUCUGAGGAGCCACAGAUCCAUGAAUCCUCCUGAAUCCAGUGAUGAUCCAGUGACCUCUGACCUCAGGAUCUGCAGUCAGAGAUCUUCAUCUCCUGAUCACAGCUAUGUGUCUCUGAAGAGUGAUAGAUCCAUGGGUAAUCGUCCUAAAUUGAGUGAUGAAGCAGUGACCUCUGACCCGAGGAUCUGCAGUCAGAGAUCUUCAUCUCCUGAUCACAGCUGUGUGUCUCUGAAGAGUGACAGAUCCAUGGGUAAUCGUCCUAAAUUGAGUGAUGAAGCAGUGACCUCUGACCCGAGCAGAGCAGAUGGAGAGCGAAGCAUCUCUGGAGGAGUCUCCUCUGUCUUCUGUCUGAACAACACAAGUGUUACAGCGUCUCUGAAUAAACAUGAUCAAGCAGUGAAUGAUGAACUACAGAGAGUCAAAGAGCAGCACAAAACCAGCAUGAAGAACAAGUAUGAGAGAUUAUGUGAGGGACUGAAACUCCAGGAGAAUGAGAGCCUCCUGAACAGCAUCUACACACAGCUCUACAUCAUAGAGGGGAUAAGAGAAGGAGUGAAUGAAGAACAUGAGGUUUUGCAGAUGGAGAAAACAGCCAGAACACAACACUCACAAGACACUCCAAUCUACUGCAAUGACAUCUUUAAAGCCUCAGCUGAAGCAGGAUCUGAGGAGAAAGAGCAGAUCAAGACUGUUCUUACUAAAGGCAUCGCUGGAAUCGGAAAAACCGUCUCUGUGCAGAAGUUCAUUCUGGACUGGGCCGAGGGAAAAGCCAAUCAGGAUGUAGAUUUUAUGUUUGUGCUUCCAUUUCGAGAGCUGAACUUGAUCCGAGAUCAUCAGUACAGUCUUCACAGACUUCUGCUGGACUUUCAUCCUGAACUUCAAGAUCUGGACUCACAGAUUUAUGAGGAGUGUAAAGUUGUGUUCAUCUUUGAUGGUCUGGAUGAAAGCAGAAUCACACUGAUGUUUUCAGACGCUCAGAAAGUUUGUGAUGUGACUGAGACUUCAUCAGUGGUUGUGUUGAUGUCAAAACUCAUGAAAGGAGAGCUGCUUCCCUCUGCUCUCAUCUGGAUCACCUCCAGACCAGCAGCAGCCAAUCAGAUCCCUUCCAAAUACAUCCACUGUCUGACAGAAAUCCAGGGAUUCACUGAGCCUCAGAAGGAGGAAUAUUUCAGGAAGAGAAUCAGUGAUGAGCAUCAAGCCAGCAGAAUCAUCUCACAUAUCAGAAGAGCAAGAAGCCUCCACAUCAUGUGCCACAUUCCCGUCUUCUGCUGGAUCUCAUCCACUGUGCUUCAGAAGCUCCUGGAAGAAGAUCUGAGAGCAGAAAUCCCUCAAACUCUGACUGAAAUGUACAUCCACUUCCUGCUGAUUCAGAUCAACAUGAGGAAGCAGAAGUAUGAUGAGAGAGAUCCAGAGAAACUCCUGCAGUCCAACAGAGAAGUGAUUGUGAAACUUGCUGAAGUGGCUUUCAAACAGCUGAUGAAGGGCAAUGUGAUGUUCUAUGAGGAGGACCUGAUUGAGAGCGGCAUAGACGUCACUGACGCCUCAGUGUAUUCUGGGAUUUGCACUGAGAUCUUUAAGGAGGAAUCUGUGAUUCAUCAGAGGAAAGUCUACAGCUUCAUUCAUCUGAGCGUUCAGGAGUUUCUCGCUGCUUUCUAUCUGUUUUACUGCUAUUUAACAACGAACAAGGAGUCACUGCAUGAAUUCAGAUCUUCACUGUGUAAAUUCAGAUUAUACAGAUCUGAUAAAGACUCUCUGUAUGGUCUACUAAGAUCAGCAGUAGAUAAAGCUCUUGAGAGUAAGAAUGGACGUCUGGAUCUGUUCCUGCGGUUCCUGCUGGGCGUCUCACUGGAGUCCAAUCAGAGACUCUUACAGGAUCUACUGACACACACAGAGAACAGCUCAGAGAGCAUCAGCAGAACCACACAGUACAUUAAAGACAAGAUCAAAGAUGAUUCUGAUGAUGAUGAUGAUGAUAAUGAUGGUAAAAAACAACACAAAAAACUAAAUCUAGAUGGUAAUCUCUCAGCUGAUCAGUCUAUCAAUCUGUUCCUCUGUCUGCUGGAAGUGAAAGAUCAGACUCUGUUCAGAGACAUUCAGAGGUUUGUGAAAUCAGACAAACACUCAGAGAAGAAACUCUCUGCUGCUCACUGCUCAACAAUCUCCUACAUGAUUCAGAUGUCAGAGGAGCCACUGGAUGAAUUGAACCUCCAGAAAUACAACACAUCAGCUGAGGGGAGAAGACGACUGAUACCAGCUGUGAUCAACUGCAGAAAAGCUCUGUGAGUGUUUCAUCAUGAACUAAAGUAUCAUAUUUAAUAAUGAAUCUGACACCUUUACAAUAAAUGUUCCUGAAUGAGAGAUUUUCUCCUGAAUAACAGGACAGAAUCUUAAAGGAGUCACGACAGGUGUUUUUAAUACAGUAGAUAACAGAGUAAAGCGUCUGUUAGCGCCGCGGGUAAAAACAACCCCAUCACAUGAGAAACUCAUUCAUUAAAUCAGCAGCAGCUGCAGCAAAGAGACGCUCCACACAUUGAUCAGUAAAGCUGACGUUCAGACACUUUCACUUGUGCUUGAAGUGUGCUUACUCUUUACUGUACAACACUAGGCAUUAUUUUAGAUUAUUAUACAUUUAAAGAGAUCCACAUUAUGCCAUAAAAUAAAUAAAACCAUAGAAAAGGUGUAUUCCUGUGAAUGGGAAUAUUAUGAGUGAUAUAGGUCUAGUUUUCUAACACAUAUUUACUCUGUCAGCAUUGUGACCAGAUUAAUGUCACAAAUAAAAGAUUAAAACUUACAUUUC